UCUUGGACGAGUCCAUGUUUGGAGAUAAGCUAAAAUUUUUGUAGAAUUUUAUAUAUAUUCUAUUUUAUUUCUUAUGUACUAUUCGUAUAUGUAUUAAUAUAUAGACAGACUUUCUUUCCUGCGCAAUACGAUUUAUUUAUUGAAAUGCAAUCAGCUGUUAUGUAACCAUAUAACAUAACCCAACCACACACAUAUCCAAGUGUAUUGCAGUUUGUACAAAACUUGCGAUUCAUAGGCAGACUGCAUCUGGAUUCUGAAUGAAGUGUCGUGUAGCGUCGGUGUCCAUUGUCUUUGCAGCAGACUCAUGCGCACUAUAGAGAAUUCUUAGACGCUAGACAAUGCGUAGUUAAGUAAAAACAGUUUAAAAGACUUUAACAUUCGAGAAAUAUAAAAGCAAAAGAUAAUAAGAGUUGCAAAUGUAGCAUUUUCAACCGCUCUGGAUGAGUCUACUUUUGUAUCUGGCAUGGAGCAGACCAAAUAGCUUUGUUUCAGCCAAUUAUGUUUGUAGGGCUAGUACCUGAAAAACUAGCGAGUCUAGAGUGCUAGGUCAAAGAAUAUAGACAAAUAUAGAAGCACGGUUUUUGGUAGCUCGGGCAAAGAAUAUAGAUGAUCUAUAUUCUUUGCUAUUAUGUUACAGCUGUUAGCAGUGCAGUAUCAUUUGUAUUACCUUCGAUAUUGACAGUACUAUUUGGUACUAUUAUUCUCUGGAAUGCAAAUGGCUGGGGUACUCACUAUAUACGCAAGUAUCCCAGCUCGUGUAAUCCCGGGGUACCGAGAACCGUGCUUCUAUACUCAUCUAUAUACUUUGGCUAGGUACUUCACCACCUAAAGUUUCCUAUCGAUAACAAUGUACAAAUGGUUGAGAAAAAUGCAUCUCUUCAAGUUCUAAUUUCGGUCUUCCUUCUUGGAACUUUAUGCUAAUAAGUGCAUCAACAAUUCUGACAGAAUAAAUGAAUUGUAAAUUAUAUUUUAUACCAACUAACAUUCUACCGAACAUGUUUCAUAAGUAUAUUAUAUAUAUUAUUGCGCUCAAAUAUACGCUUAUAUAAUGCACCCCGGGGAAUAUUCGUAACUACUUGUAUAUAAUUAUUUUCCUAAUUUACCUCAUAUCCAUAUAAUUUAUUCAAAUUUGACAUAAACUAAAGUUUAGCUGAACAAUAAUUAUAAAAAAACCUGUAUUUCUUAUUGUGCUACGUAUGUCAAUUGUAAAUCUUUUAUAGAAUAUUAUCAAAUUGUUAUUUUUCUUGGCUUGCAUUGAUAGAAGAAUAACAAUUUAGCACAUAUUAAAUGCAAUAAUGUUUUUCUAACGUUAGAUGCACGGACAAAUGCAUAAUAAAAAUGUAUAAAUUGUGUAAACUAUAAGUUUUUAACAGUUCGCAAUGCAAUUACAUUUGAUAGCCCGUUUGAGGCUAGCCAGGUCCAACUUAUGAGUAAUCGCACAUAUAAGCGUAUGUAAUUUGUAUUCAUACGUAACAUGAUACAAUAGCAUGGUACUACAGCUGUUGGUUCGCGGAAUAAGUGAGUGUCCCUCUUGCUGCACAUCACGUGUUAUGUAUGAAUUUGUUGGAUUCCCCAGUAUAAGUUAUAUAUUAUAGAAAUAACGCGGAGGUCAACCGUGUAGAUCAGGAUCAGGACGAACAAGGCUGAUGCUAUUUAACGAUAUUAUUGCAAGAAUAUAAUUUGAUUCCCGAUAAAAUUGUGAUACUAACGAGAUCGUCAUGCUAUGCAACUUCCGUCAGAGGACAUAUAAAGCCACACGCGCUUCUACCUGCACGCAGAGUGAUGUUGUUUGUCCGGUUGCAAAAUGCAAUCACUUGGCGUAUUGCUGUUGCUCCUCACCUGUCAACUCGCCACGCCGAUACCAAUUUUCGAUAGAGAUGGUACAGCUUUACAUAGUGGACAUCGAUCAGCUGGAUUCGGAGAAACAAUACGAGAUUGGUUCAGAAUACUCAAGGAUCGAAUCGUGGGAAAAUGGCAAGAGUGGUUUGGUAAUGACGGUCCAACACCGACUUUUUCACCGCAGGAUAUUUUGAACAUCGAUAAAACUAUAGGAAAUAAAAUACCGGGUUAUCCAGGCUUAUUCUUGGAUUUGUCUAGCAUAUCCUUGGACCCAAAACAAGAUUGGGGUGUUCGAGUUGGUAACUGGUACAUCAUCCGGAAAGUUACAGGCAAUAACUACAGUCCAGAUAGCGAUUCAGAUGAGUGGGAUAUGAGACCUCUGAUGCCAAAUCUCCCAUCGCCUCCCAUGUUUGGAAUCGAUUGGACACCUAACGUACGUGAACUCGAGAUUCCAGCAGUCACGCAACUUCCAACGACUAGGCCGAUUGAAUGGACUACACCAAGACAACAGACAUCCCAAACUGUUGCACAGACUGAAUCAAUCUCAACUGAGUCUACUAUAAAUCUUGCUGAACCGAAUCCACUUACCACUCAAUCAACUGCAACUUCCGCAGAGCCGAUUGCAACAUCGACUGAUGAAAUUCUAACUUCUACUGAAUCAAUUGUAACAAACAGUGAAUCAAUUACGAUAUCUACCGAAUCAACCUUAAUAUCUAUGGAAACAACAACGGUUUUUAUCGAAUCAACUGUUUCGUCCACUGAAUCUGUAGUAACUUCCACCGAAUCUGCAAUAACUACUUCCGAAUCUGCAAUGACUUCUUCCGAAUCUGCGGUGACUUCUACUGAAUCAAUUAUACCAUCCAGUGAGACAAUGUUGAAUUCUACUGAAUCAGUUGUAACAUCUAUCGAAUCUACAAUAACUGUCACUGAAUCACCUGCGGCAACAACCGAAGAAACUGUAAUUAGUACUACCACUGAAUUACCUAUAACAUCUACCGAAUUAAUUUUACCUGUUCUCAAUAAGAGAAUAGAAGAUAACGAGACUGUCAAUACACGUUCUACAAAAAAGCCUCGUCCAGCAUCUGCUGAAGUUAUAAUGUUUUAAAACUCGAUUUCAAGAUUACAUUUAUGAGAUGAUUCAAUUUUGUUCACUUAAUAAAUAUAAAAAUGAGCCUAUUGUGAAUAUACUUCAAUGUAAUUAAUUUGAAAAUAUUAAUAUAUGACAGGAAAAAUUAAUAGAAAA
Nylanderia fulva is the source of this 3082-nucleotide messenger RNA. The record is from RefSeq and is a predicted model, not a curated record. NCBI's taxonomy places the organism in Eukaryota, Metazoa, Arthropoda, Insecta, Hymenoptera, Formicidae.